UGCGGCGAGUUCUCGAAGCAACUCUAUCUCUGUCUGGACCGCGCAGCCUAUCGUAUGACGAAUUCUGCACACUCUUGGCCGAAGCAACUGCUAUUGUGAAUUCGACACCAUUGACCGACAUCUCUUAUGAUCCAAAUGACCCAUUCCCUCUGUCUCCCUCGUCUCUAUUGAACUUGAGAGAAGAUCCUUCGUUUCAAAGUUUAGACGUUUUCUCGAAAGAAGACCUCCAAGCUUAUGGUAAACGGCGAUGGCGUCGUGUUCAGUAUCUCUCCGAGCAAUUUUGGAUUAGAUGGAGAGCGGAUACUUGCAAGACUUGCAAACUCGACGAAAAUGGCAACGUCCUAAACGGUCCCUGGAAGUGGGUGAUAUUGUGAUUUUGAAGUCCAAAUCGGAAAAGAGAAUGUCUUGGCCGUUAGGCAGAAUCGAGCAAGUGCGGGUUAGUCUCCACGGUCAUGUCCGGUCCGCCAUCGUUAAAACAAUAGAUGCCACCACCAAGAUGUCUUCCAAGCCCAGAUUUUUUGAAAGGCCGAUUACUGAAAUCGUGCUUCUAGUUCCUUCAAAUGACGAGUAGAUGACCCCGUCAUGGCGGGGAGUGUGUCGUUGAUCAAGCUCAAUAUCUAAGUGAGAUGUUCCCGCCCUUUUUUGAACAUUUUUCUGUGGAAGAGUCAUCUUGUGGCGUAAAGUUGAACUUGUAUCGCGCCAAUAUUGUCAAAAUACGUAAACAAACAGACACGUGGUUCCACUGCAAAUUUAUAUUUAUUGGGACAUUCAGGCAGAUUUUGCAGCUGAUUCGGUUAAGUAAACAAAUGUUUGUUUGCUGGUACCCGGUUAGUGUAUCGUGGGUAUAAAUUGAACAUUUUGAUAAACCCUAAAGAAUAUGCCUAAGGAAUCAGCAAGUCACAAGAAGAGAAAAAAUGGGACGUAUUGUUGCGUUGUCGAUUGCCGAAAGAGUCAGCGAGUGGAUGGUUCACGUGGGAUCAAAUAUCACUCAUUUCCCACUGAUGAAAAGCGUUACUAUCAGUGGGUUAGAGCCGUCAGACGUGAAAACGCCCAUGGUUCGCUAUGGUCACCAAGUUAUGUGUCCCGGAUCUGCUCAUCUCACUUCGUUGGAGGUGUGAAAAGCGAUGAUCCUGAGAGUCCAGCUUACUAUGCGACGAUAUUUCCAACCAAUCAUGUCAAACCCAAGACCAUGUCAGAUCUUAAAAGGUUUGAGAGAAGACGGUCAAGGGAAAAUGCGAAGUUGAUAGACGAAAGUGCUCAGACUAGUGAAAAGGCUCCCCAGAUCGCCGAUGAGGAUCGAUCUCUUUCCCUUGAUACGAAUAGAACCCAAUACAACCAUGUCUUCCCUGACACUGUGGUGGGUCUAUCUAGUUGUGUGGAUGUGUCCACUCAAACGGAAGAAUCGAACGCUCCUUGUGAAUUUCGUUGGAGUUGUGAUGCAGAAAUUACUGGCAACGUUAUGUCAUUCUUUACUAUGGCAUCUAUUCCACCUGAAAUUUGCCCCCACAAUCCCAACAUCGACCGUGGUAAUCCAGAUCCAAACGAAUCCAAGCCGGCACUCUUUCCGAUUCUCAGCCUGAGCGAGAAACAAUUUCAAUCUUUUUGCGGAAUUUCGAUCUCAGCUUUCCAAUAUCUUUUGUACAAAGGAGGAGACGACUUAAAAGACACCAGAGUGCUCUCAAGGGAACAGAAGCUUGCCCUUUUCUUCGUCAAACUGAAACUGAACUGUUCAUUUCUUGUACUUGGGGGUAUGUUUAAUGUGUCACAACAAUUUGCGAGCUCAACCUUUCGUCAAGUAUUAGAGGUCAUGUCAAUCAUCAUGAACACGUUUUUGGGUUACUUCCUCAAAUUGCCUUUUUGCUUUCGCUUCGUUUUCACGGCCGUAUUGGAAGUUUGCAUUAUCAGAUGGUGUUUGAAAGAAGUACUUUUGGACCGUUUACGGCUUGCGAGCGCAAGCAAUUUGUUUGGAACGAGAAGCUGAAAUUCUGAAUUUUCUUGACUGGUGCCAAAGUUUUUUGGUGAAUUGGCCUAUAGUCAACUUGCACAAUGCGAUGGCGGAAACUGGAUCACAUUCCACAUUCUUCUGAUAAAGUGACUGAUGACUUGAGGACAAGAAGUUCAAGUUGAUGUCAGCUAAAUUAGGGAUUGUCAUCGGGUGGAAAAAUUGAUAUUUUUUAGUCCCAACACAACGUCUUUCAAUAUCAAUAUUUCGGUGAAUAAUAAUUCAACAAGUUGGGUGGAGGAUAUCUAAAAAGGUGAUCAUAUUUCUUGGGCAUUACAUUGACGAUAAAUUAAAGUAGGAAAAUAUAUUUCAGAACUUAAUUAACUGUACGAAAGAGUCUUUUUACAUUUCUAUUUGCCAAACAAGCAUAACCCACCCAAAUACUAGAGCUUCUAUUCACUUCAAUAAUUAACUCAUGCCUAGAGUACGGAACUGUUUUUUUUUGCUGUUGGUGUGUCAUGGAACCGCUACAUGGAAUAUAAUCCCCAGUACUAUAAGAUUGAAAGGUUAUCAUUCGUCUCUUUUUUAAAUUUUAACAUUUAUAUUAUAUUUGGUCUACCAAUGAGUUUGAGUUCGCAGACCGGGCAAGUCUUUAAAAGUAGGGAUGAUCUAGAACUUUACUUGUAAAUUUUUGUUCAAGUCUGACUUGAAAGAAGCCACCGGAUCAACACUUUUUCGGCAAAUCAUCAUCAAACAACCUCUUAAGACCACAGAAAAGGGAGCAAUUCAUUAGGUUGUAAUAGCAAAGAGGGUAGAACAUAUUAGUAAAUUGUUGAAGCGUUUCAUGUACUAGGGCACAAAAGCCAUGUUUAAAAAUCAUUGACAUCACCUAGAAUUUCUUGCAAACUCUAGCAUGGAAUUUUUUUUGCGGACUUCUUUACCGCUGCUGAGAUUGGAAUCCCAGCACUUC
This is a messenger RNA of Tigriopus californicus, 2912 nucleotides long. RefSeq lists its product as uncharacterized. The record is from RefSeq and is a predicted model, not a curated record. The coding region runs from base 878 to 1981 and encodes 367 amino acids. The transcript has 2 exons. NCBI's taxonomy places the organism in Eukaryota, Metazoa, Arthropoda, Copepoda, Harpacticoida, Harpacticidae. Gene Ontology annotation, molecular function: sequence-specific DNA binding.